Messenger RNA from Ogataea philodendri, 597 nucleotides. RefSeq lists its product as uncharacterized. NCBI's taxonomy places the organism in Eukaryota, Fungi, Ascomycota, Pichiomycetes, Pichiales, Pichiaceae. The record is from RefSeq and is a predicted model, not a curated record. The transcript has a single exon. Bases 1 to 597 code for a protein of 198 amino acids.
AUGCGCAACAGAAAUCCAUCCAUCUGCCUUUGCCUUGACGUAUCUUUCAAUGAUGUUUUUGAUUGGUUCAGGCAUACCUGGCACGUUCCAUGGAAUAUUGGCCUUCCAACAUCUCCAUGCUUCGCUCAAGUGUUGCAAAAUAGCCUUGCUCUUAUUCUGUUUGAUACCUUCAGGUAUCAUAUCGAGAAUGUCGUGAAGAACGGCAGCACGAAGCUCCAAGUCGUAAUAAGAAUCGACUCUUUGUUUGGUGAUUGUCUUCGCCACUUCUUUGCUCUGUCUUCCUUCAAAUUGACGAGAAAGCAAGUUUCCAAGCCAACGUUCCAGAAGUGGCACAAUUCCUCUCAUGAAGAAGAUCCACACACGCCAGGCCGGUUGCCAGAAUCCGCAACCUGGUCCUUUUCCAAUAACAGCGUUGAAUCUGUAGUAAACAACGUGUUUCAAGUCCUUACAAGCUCUGAUCUGGUGCAUAACUUUGUACUUGUAACGGUAGAUACCCGUCAACUGCCCAAGAUGGUUCAAAGCGUAGUAGAUACCGUCUGCGAGCUGGAAAGCGUCAACGUUUCCGAGCCGGAAUUGAACAUGCGCAUCAACAAUUAA